AUGGAUCACAAGAGAAUAUUCACUUCUGAGAGUAUAAUAAUCAAAUUUGACAAACCUGAUAACUCUCCUGUGAAAAAACGCCGCAAAGAAGAUUCUACAGGAAGAACUAUAAUAGUUAUAGUUGCAUGCUUAUUGUUUUCUGCAACUUUGGGGUACGCAGUCGUAAAUGAAUACUACUAUAGAAAGUCUUUGGACCGUGAAACAAGAACCGUAAUAAAUGACUCUGAUAUAACAGACUUAGAUGCACAAAGAGAAGAAAUUCGAGACGAAUAUGUAGAACUACUGACUGCUCAUAUAAACUCCCAAAAAAUAAAAAUCAUACCUGGAAACUUUAACGCUUGUCAACAAAAUGGUUGGCAUUAUGCAUGUAUAGACAACCAGAGAAAAAUAGUAGGAAUUAUGCAGUGGGAAAUUACUUCUAUAGCCACAGUAUUGGUUAAUAAUGACAUAAAUAUCGAUGUUAACCUAGAGUUGGAUACUAUCCUAGUAUAUAAAAGAUUUCUCUCAUUGGUCGAUGUUCGUUACAGAAAUAGAAAAGAAUUUAGAAGGAGAUACUACAACUUUCGUAGUAAUAAGAUACAUAUAGAGACACAUAAUGCCAGAAAAGACAAAAUGUACACAAUGAUAUAUACUGGCCAUUCCGACGAAUCUCAAGAUGAAAUCGAGGGAUUUAGUAGCAUCUUCAAAGGGCGGUCGAACGAUAUAGUUUCAAAUGGGUCUUCAACAUAUGAAUAUAAUAUGCUCCGAUUCACUUCUAAAAGAACAGGGUAUAAAGCUAAAGGGCCAGAAGAAAUAUUUGAUUGGAGAAACCAUGGAAUAGUUAAAGGAGCGAUAGACCAAGGAACUUGUGGGUCAUGCUGGGCAAUAUCAGCGGCUGAUGCUGUUUCAAUGUUCUAUUCCAUUGGGGAUAAGAGCAAUGAGACUUUUAGUUCACAACAGCUACUUGAUUGUACUUCCUCAAAAUAUAGUUGUACAGGAGGCAGUCUUUACCAUGCAAUGUUAUAUGCUAGUGCAAAUUUACUUUGUAAAGAAGGUGAAUAUCCGUAUAAAGGUAUGAAAGGCAAUUGUGAAUCUAAAAAAUGCCAGCACAGAGUGCAGAAAAAUAAUAUUAAAAAGCUUAAAAAUGCGGAUAUAAGAGAACACUUGCUUAAACAUGGUCCAAUCGUUGCUUCAUUUACAAUAAGUAGGGAUUUUUUAUUUUAUGGUGAAGGUAUAUUUGAUGGCUCGUGCAAAGGUAAAAUUUCACAUUCAAUAGUUAUUGUAGGUUAUGGAUAUGAUAUAAAUCAUAAAACAAAAUAUUGGAUUAUCAAGAACUCUUGGGGAAGUGGUUGGGGAGAAAGUGGUUUUUUCAAAAUGGUAGAUGAAGUGGUAAAUAAGGAAUAUUAUUGCUCAAUAAGGUCUUAUGCCUAUGGGUUGGAAGCCAAUCCAAAGGCCACCUAG
Molecule: messenger RNA, 1440 nt
Organism: Theileria equi strain WA
Lineage: Eukaryota; Apicomplexa; Aconoidasida; Piroplasmida; Theileriidae
Product: Papain family cysteine protease family member protein
Exons: 2
Coding region: 1-1440 (479 amino acids)
Cellular component (GO): lysosome
Molecular function (GO): cysteine-type endopeptidase activity
Source: RefSeq, a predicted model, not a curated record